Molecule: messenger RNA, 2822 nt
Organism: Venturia canescens
Lineage: Eukaryota; Metazoa; Arthropoda; Insecta; Hymenoptera; Ichneumonidae
Product: ATP-dependent RNA helicase DDX24
Exons: 10
Coding region: 373-2310 (645 amino acids)
Cellular component (GO): nucleolus
Molecular function (GO): ATP binding; RNA helicase activity; nucleic acid binding
Source: RefSeq, a predicted model, not a curated record
UGAAUCGCCUUCAAAUUGCACAGAGCGUUCAGCGAAGGGGUCAUAAACACACAGAAAAAAAUUCAGCUUGGUGAUAGCAUUUUUUGAGCUGGCCCCAUAACAACCUUAAAUUCUAUAGAGAAAAUGAUUUUUCAAAAACUUCCAAAGAACAAUACUGCAAUAAUAAAUAUAGGUCGAAGACUAUUUGAGUUACAGCGCUAUAAUGAAGAGUUGAAGUUCAAAGAUUUUAAUUUUACUAUAGGGAGUUCAUUUUCUUCUUUCAUUUUAUGAAUCGCCAAGUGCGUCGGUGGCGCGCCCGCGUGAAUAUACCAUCUGUUCAUCAUGUAGUUGCAAUGUGUUUUUCUCAUCACGUGUCUAAAAGCAUGGAGUUCGAUGGGUGUACCCCAAGUUAUUAUAAAAGCGCUGGAAGAUCAAAAAUUUGAAGCUCCCACAGCGAUUCAGGCGUUGACUCUUCCACCUGCAUUAAUGGGACGUAGAGAUAUUUUGGGAGCAGCAGAAACAGGCAGUGGUAAAACCUUGGCAUUCGGUAUUCCUAUUAUAGCGGGAAUCCUCGAUCUUAAGCUUCGAAAGCCAGAAACACAUUCUACAACGCAAGAAGUUAAUAAAAGUAGACAGAAAGCCAAAAAAGCAAAACUGAGCGAUGGUUGGUUGGUGGAAGAUGUCAAUUCAAUGGAAGACGAUGCGAAUAACUCUGAUGAUGAUUGUCAAGGAUCAAUAGACUCUGACUCUGAAAUCGAAGGAGAUGAGCUUGAGGAUGAAAUAAAUCUGGAUGAAAAUGGUAUAGGUUGUGUUCGAGUUAUUGACAAUAUAGAUUUUGGCACGUUUCACAAAAAAUCUGACAAGCCGUUGUACGCCUUGAUUUUGACACCGACAAGAGAACUGGCUAUGCAGAUAAAACAUCAUCUUUGUAAAGCAGCAAAGUAUACGGACAUUAAGAUUGCUGUAGUAGUCGGUGGAAUGGCUGCUGUGAAACAAGAAAGAAUUUUGAGCAAAGGACCCGAAAUAGUGAUAGCAACGCCCGGUCGUUUAUGGGAAUUGAUAGAUCAAGGAAAUCCUCACCUCAAUCAAUUAACAUCGAUCAAAUAUUUGGCAAUUGACGAAACCGAUAGAAUGUUAGAAAAAGGUCAUUUCCAAGAACUGCAUCAAAUUUUGGAGCGUAUGAACGUUGAUGAGGAGACCAUGCAAGAACGUCAAGUAUUUGUUUUCUCCGCUACACUCACUCUUGUCCAUGAAAUUCCUGAAUAUCUCCAGAGGAAAAAGCAAAAGAACAACAGAAGCAAAAUAAGGAAACUAACGCCUGAGCAGAAACUACAAAAGGUUAUUGAUUUUUUGAAAAUAAAAAAUCCCAAGAUAGUCGACGUCACUCAAACUUCAGGAACUGCAAAAACUCUAACGGAAUGCCGUAUCGCCUGUACAAUGGAUCACAAAGAUUAUUACUUGUAUUAUUUCUUAAAACGACAUGAAGGACGUACAUUGGUAUUUUGCAACAGUAUUGGCUGUGUCAAGAGGUUAGCUACACUUUUCGGAAUACUCGAUUGCAAUCCCCUUCCUCUUCACGCCAGUAUGAUACAAAGGCAACGUCUAAAAAAUCUAGAAAGAUUUCAGGAAAAUGACAACGGCCUUUUAAUCGCUACUGACGUUGCAGCUAGAGGUUUAGAUAUUCCUAAUGUGGAGCAUGUUAUUCACUACCAAGUGCCUAGAACUUCGGAGAGUUACGUUCAUAGAAGUGGCAGAACGGCUAGAGCACAAAAAGAGGGCAUCACUGUCCUGCUGAUGGAACCUUCAGAAAUGCAAUAUUAUACGACACUUUGCAAGACACUGGGCCGGACUCAAGAUAUACCCACUUUCCCUGUUGUGGAUAGACUCCUCGUGGCAGUGAAAGAACGAGUAAAUCUUGCUCGAGAAAUUGACAAACUCGAGUUGAGAUGCCGAAGAGAUAAUGUCCAAAAAGGUUGGUUGAAAAAAGCAGCCGAAGAAAUGGAUCUGAUUUUGGACGAAGAUCAAGUUGAAACAACUAUGGAGGACAAAGAUUCAGCGGAUUUACGGCGACAAUUGAAAGGGAAGAAGGCACAACUUUCCAAGCUCAUGUCAAGACCACUUUUCCCAAAAGGUUUUUCAGGAAAGUAUCUGGACGGUACACUUGAACUUGAACUACAACAAAUGGGUCAAACUGCAGUGGAAUUGAUGAAGAAAACCAUCGUCGAAAAUCCUAAAUCGCGAACGUUCAAGACUCCGGGUAUAGCAAAGAAAAGUCACGUGAUAAGAAAAGAGAAAAAAAACGAAGGCAAGAAGAGAAAAAAAAUGAAUUAGAAAAAAGCUGAUACAAACAAAUAAACUUCUCAAUAUUUUAUUCGUCCAUUGGGUACUUUUUGUUUUUAAUUCUCUUCGGUAUUCGAAGGACAAUCCCACAUUUAGUCAAAAGGAAAUUCAACUAAAAAAAUUCAAAUAUUCAAUUAAAUUUUGACUUUUUUGCGUCGAAAUAAAGUGGACGCAAUCGUUGAUUCAUUUUUUUGUCUAGGACAAAAAAAAACAAAUUUACUACAACAGUUUUAAUGGAAAUAUUGCAAUAUUUACAGAUUAAAGUAAUCAUUUUGUUUUUUUACAAUUCUAUGUAUGGUACAGUUUGCGGAAAUGUGAUUCAUUACCGUUUAUGCGAAGACGCUCUAUCAUAUUUUAUCUUUUUAAUUUUCUAGCAUAUUUUCUCUGUGCCCAAUAGAAUUUAAUCGAAAGAAGUGUAUUCGACUUGUAAACUAUGUACAUAAAAUACAAGUUGAACAGGAACAUUCUUCGGUGGCAACAAAUAGACUUUUCGAAAACAAAAA